GGAAGUAUUUAACAUGCAUUGUAAUUAUUGAUGGUACACAGAAAAAUGAAGCAACAGCUCAUCCAACCUCCAGUUGCUACACCUGGUACCCUAACAGGAGUGAUGAGUUGUAAAUAAUCAUAUAAUAGAAGGCAUUAUCCACUGAAGGAAAAAACAAAAACAGCAAGGGUUAUAGGUUGUGUUCAUAUUUUAAAAUUGGCAUUUGCCACCCUCAGCAACCAUCCUGGGUCCCUACUGCUGUGCACAGUUUCAGGUUUUCCCUGCCCUAGCACACAUUAUCUAUAUCACAAAGAUAAUUGGAUAAUUAGCUGAUGAACUCAAUCAUGUAUAUUGCAGUAGAGAAAACAUGAAAACCUGCAGGGGCUGUGAGUCCAGGGUGAGUUGAGAACCUCCGGUUUAGACCAAUAAAAAUGAAGCUGGACAGCACAGAUGUAGCUACAAAGGGUGCAGGUACAACCACUGGACGCUGCCUGCAUCUUGCAGGGUAUUACAUAUGAGUCCAAGACACUAACAGUGCGUAGCAAAAUGAGAUAAGCUGACAUAAGCAGUACCAUCCUGCAGUUCAUGUGCUUUACUGAUAUUUUCGGUUUAAAUAAUGCGUUGAUGGAAGAAAAGUGUGGCGAAAGCAUUGAGUUAGCAUUUAUAAUUCAGUACUCCAUCUGAGAAAUCUAGGCCUAUGUUUUUUCGACGCUGCAGUGGAACAUUACUGGACUUCUCUGUGCGUAGGUGCCUCGUGUGUCUGCGGUUGGUAACAUGCGUUUUGGACGCUCAUCGACAUUGUGAAGUUGAAUAACAGUUUCCUAACUUUAACUUUCCUUAGCUACACGAAGUCUGCGUUGCUGAACGGAUGUUUCCAUAUUAAUUUGUGUACUAUUUUCGCAUACCGUUUUCUUCUUUUGUCGUAUGUGGAUGUAGUUCGUUUUCCCAUAGAUGUUCCAGAGAUUCGUAUAAUAUAGCUGUCGACAGCGAUGAUAACGCGAAGAUCUCACGCGCGUCAUAUCCCUCGGAGAACCUGCCACACCGCAGAACGAUGUAGGAUGUUUUGUAUGUCGAUGUCUGAUAGUCUAAUAACAAACUGACAACGCUAGAUUUUUUUUAUAUUAUACACUUAAUUGUAGAUUGUAGGAGUGCUUUUGUGCUCCACUAAUUGUUCUGUAAUGACACACAAGGGAUUUGAAUCGUGACUUUGGUUCAGCAUUGCACAACAAGCGUGACAUUGGCGUAAAAUCAUUCGAGUUUUAAUGCUUCCCAGUGAAUGACAGCAGAGGGUGUGGACUCUCCUGUGUAAUCAUCUGCAUGGGAGGGAGUGUAAGCAGAAGAAGAGAGCAUGACUGACCAGGAGACAUCCACUGUGGGCGAAGUGCCUCCACCAUAUAUAAUCUUCCUCCUAGUCUUUUUCUUCUUCAUCACGGGUCUUUUGGGUUUUAUCAUUUGUCAUAUACUUAAGAAGAAGGGAUACCGCUGUCGCACAGGCGAGCCUGAGGAUGAAGACACCAAAGAAACAUUUAGGGCCGACAGUGAUGAUGGAUCUGAGAACAAUCAAGAUACAGUAGAGCAAAUACUUAAAUGCAUUAUUGAAAAUGAAGCCAAUAAGGAGGCUUUCAAUGAAAUGCUAGGAAAACAGAAUAAUUGUGAACAGCAUGCCCCGAGGUAUAAUUUUAGAAUUCAAUGCAAGGAGAGUUUGGGUGGUAUUCCCCCUCAUCUUCAUACAGUACACUCAGGGAGUGAUCAAAACUCUUGCCACCAUUGUAUGAAAAGUCAUUUCAAGAAAACUCAUCACAGAAACGGCGUAGUACGAAGCAAGGGCAGACCAGUAGAGCAGACUGUAUUCUCUGUGGGCAGGUUUCGUGUCACUCACAUGGAGAAGAACAGUUUUCAAGAAUCAACAAAUCCCUCUAUGCCUGAAUCAGAGGACCCAUCAGAUCACAUGCAUACCCCCAAGAAAACUCAGGAGAGUUACAAUAUCCGUAAUAUGUUCAAAGAUAUUGAAGCAGCUCAUGGCACCGGACCAGUUACAGCGAAACAGAAUAAUAUCACUCUGCUAGGCUUCAACAGAUGCAGUGAUUUAGUGGGCAUGAAAGAGAGAGAAGUAGCAUUUGAGAACAAUAACCAGCCUCAUAUCCCUGGUCAGCUCCCUGCUCCUUCACAGAAGACCUUUGGUCCAGGUGAUGUUCUUGGCACUGAUCCAGAGGUGACUUCAGUCAAAAUUUCCUUAAAUAUAAGUUCUCAGAACACGUUAGAGGAAGCGGAGGCUCAGAAAAUAAAUAUACUUCCAGACACUAAACAGGCUGAAGAAAUGGCUUCAGACAAGUCAGAGGCAGUGGAAGUGCAGUUAGUCAAGGCCAACCUGCAGGAAUUAUGUCGUAUGAAUGGAGGAACCCUUCAGCACAAGCCUCUGCAGAUGAGAAAUAGCAUGGACAUAGAGGAGUCUCUCUAGGGGAGCGGAGAUGGUCUGUUCAUAGUAACAACAGAUGUGACAAUGAAAUGUUUGAUGUUUGGGUCAUUGGAGACUAUAACCACUGUGGAAAAAAAAGGUCUAGGGAGCAAUAGAAACUGACCAUGUUAGUAAAAUACAGUAUAUGCUCAUAUCAGAGUUAAAGUGCUAGAAUGGUUUGAUUUAAUAAAUCAGUGGACAUUAAUUUAAGUGGGAAAGAAAAAAACCUUUGGUUGCUAUCAUCCCAGUGUAGUCACCGAAUUUAUCAUGUUGCAGAAUAUUACUUUGAAUAUUACUGCAUAAUAGCAAUGGGUAGUUGGUGCUAAUAAGAAUGAACAACAAAUACCUAUGUAGCACAAUGAUUAAUUACCUACAGAAAACAGAUUAGCUAGUCUGACUGCUUAUGAAACUAGUUUUCUAAACAGAAAUAAAAAUAGCUUCACUUUCAGAAACCAAAAGGAAAUUUGGUUUGACAUUAUGUCAAAAACUGUGUACUUCUAUGGACACUGAAAAAACCUGGACACUGUACUGUUGCAUUUUUUUCCUGUUCUCUCUGUCCAUCACUGUUAUUGAUUCUCAACAUAAUAUGUGGAACUGGGCUUGGGGACCACCAUCUCAAGAAGGAAGAAGCAUGUACAGUGCUGAAUUGUAAACUCAUAUCAUUUAUAUGUAAACCCAUGUAAACCAUACCAUAUGAUGUCUUUUUUUUUUUAAGAACAGUGGGAUUACCAUGACUAUGCACAAUACUGAAGUGCUCACUACUUACAGUUUAGGUAAAACAAUCAGCAGAAGGUAUUAAGCAACCUACACAUGUAUCUGUGCUUCUUUGACAUGCAAAAAUUAGAGUUUGUGAAUUCUUUUGUAUUACAUUUACAUUUAAAUGUAAAUGUAAACUGUGCUAUCUGGAUUUUUUGCUUGUUCAGCUCCCAAAAAGUGAUCUUAUCUCCAUUUAAGUCAUGAUAACAAUUAAAGACAACUCUAUUUAACCAAGAAUACACAGAACAUUAUACUGUCAUAUACUGUUGCUUAGCUAUGCAAUAUAAUAUACCAACAAACUCAUUCCUACACUUGUGAUUUAACUUGCUUUAUUUAGAUGCAGUAUGUACAGCAAUGUACUCCUUUAGAGACAUCUCAUAGGUUCCAAAUAUAAACAUUUGCAAGCCACCUGCAUCUAGUAAAAUGACGUGAAUAUUAACAGAAGUCCUUAAAAGAAAUUAGUAGGUUUU
Electrophorus electricus (electric eel) is the source of this 3660-nucleotide messenger RNA. NCBI's taxonomy places the organism in Eukaryota, Metazoa, Chordata, Actinopteri, Gymnotiformes, Gymnotidae. The record is from RefSeq and is a predicted model, not a curated record.